Trichobilharzia szidati is the source of this 1212-nucleotide messenger RNA. The record is from the annotation of a GenBank genome assembly. NCBI's taxonomy places the organism in Eukaryota, Metazoa, Platyhelminthes, Trematoda, Strigeidida, Schistosomatidae.
AUGCCACUAUUCAUGACUGAAUGGAAAUUCAAGAAACAAAAUGAAGAGCGGGAUAACAAUUCGCAACAUUUUUUUUUUCAGAACAGCAAUAUGGCCUCGCAUAUUGCUACACAUGUGUCAACCGUGGUCCUUGGAUUACUGUUUAUACUUCCUGGAAUUGUAAAAACAGUACGACUGAACACAACUCUGUAUCGGGAGAUGUUAAAGACUUUCAAGAAUUUCACGGAAGUAUCACCAUUAAAACACAUUGGAGUUGUCCCUAGUCCUCAAAUUUACAUGCAGUCCAUGGGCGUUUUUGAAUUAAUUCUGGGUACUACUUUGGUAGUUGGACACGUAUCUUUCAAGAAGUUCGCUUGCCUGGGGAUUAUGGCUCUUAUGAUGCUGACAACAUAUUGUCAAGUUGCUUUAAAAGAUUACAGUGCAGUCUUCAAAAGCAAGAUCAAGGCAUUUACAGUAGAUCUUGAUUCUGCGGAAGAUUUACAUGGAUUUUCCAGUGAGAAUGUUUGUAUUAUUCAACUCUACUCACAAUUUUCCGCCAAUCCUCCUCGGUUAGCUGUUUGGUGUUGUGCAGCUAUGUUGUUUCCUAAAAUUCAAUAUGGAAAUCCUAUUUAUAAUAAAUCCUGUAGUAGUUCUUCAUGCAGUGGCUUACCAGAUCUUCUGCAUAUUUUAAUCGUGGCAGCUGAUAGUUUUCGUCAAGUCUUAGAUGAUUCAUCCAGAUAUAAAAAAUAUAUUAGUGAAUAUGUAAAUGAAUCGAAACGUGUAAUUAUGCACCUUUACCUGGAAUUAGCGAAAGAAAGCAAGAAUUAUUCCUUAUGCUUUGCUAGAUUGAAUCGUUAUUUCCCGAUGAAAGAUAAGACUCCUGAGGUUCAAGAAUUCCGAGAAGGAUAUGUAAAACUCUUAGCUUCUGAACGUAAAUUUAACCGUUAUCUUAAUGAAAGAUGGAUGCCAGCUAGAACUAAAAUUUUAAAAAGGCUACAGAAUAUUGCGGUUUCCGUUGCUGAACAACUACCUGAGAUGAUUUUGGAUAAAGUUGGUACGUGUCAGUGGAAAUAUAUCGAUGGAAUACUGCUGAAGUGUAACACUAUUCUAGCUAUCAUUAUUCGUCAACAGCUACUUUCGAAAUCUUCCUGUUCAGCUGAAGAUAUUCUCGAAAUUGUUCAUGCCUAUAACUCUGAAUCGUGUCCAUCUCAGUUACUUGGUGAAACGAGUUGA